Molecule: messenger RNA, 410 nt
Organism: Hyaloscypha bicolor E
Lineage: Eukaryota; Fungi; Ascomycota; Leotiomycetes; Helotiales; Hyaloscyphaceae
Exons: 1
Coding region: 86-259 (57 amino acids)
Source: RefSeq, a predicted model, not a curated record
CGUAUCGUCCAUCGGCGUUUCCUUAACUUAACUUCCGGCCUAGAAAAUCGCGACUUCCUAAGAACCCACCCGCAGGCAGCCGAAUAUGGAGGGCUUCAUCCCUAUCACCCUAGCUAUCGCCUGGAAAGCCUCAAUAUUAUCUUCUUCAGCCGUGUUAUCAUUUGAACUGCCUAAUGACCCUAGGUCUGCCCCUCCUCCUCAAGGUUACCCUCCCUCCUCCCGCGUCGAAACACGGCUUCGCAUCGUAGGGGCCUUGUAGCAGAGCGUAUUUCGUAAACACGAUUUGAUAUGGUUGAGAUUAAAUCUCGUGAGGUCCGCUCUGAAGUAUUUUCAAGAUGGAAAAAACUUUGGCAUAGACGAGUUUUUUUCGGACUAAUAGCGAGCUUCGGAGAGCGCUCAUAUGAUAUGAG